Symbiodinium necroappetens is the source of this 243-nucleotide messenger RNA. The record is from the annotation of a GenBank genome assembly. NCBI's taxonomy places the organism in Eukaryota, Dinophyceae, Suessiales, Symbiodiniaceae.
AUGGGUUCAGGAGAUGCGCGAGACAGUCCCAGAGGGGAGAAAGGCGGAGGUGGCGGUGGCUACUACGGUGGCAAAGGCAAAGGUGGCGAUGGUGGUGGCGGGUACUAUGGGAAGGGCGGCGGUGGCGGUGGGGGCUACUACUCCCAAGGCCUCCGCAGCAUCACGGUUGACCUGGCAGUGUACGAAGCUGUUUACCAAGGCAAAGGAGGCGAUGGAGGAGGCCCGGACGCAGCCUGGACAUGA